Lachnellula hyalina is the source of this 765-nucleotide messenger RNA. RefSeq names its product Isopentenyl-diphosphate Delta-isomerase (gene idi1). The transcript is spliced from 3 exons. The record is from RefSeq and is a predicted model, not a curated record. Gene Ontology annotation, biological process: isoprenoid biosynthetic process; isopentenyl diphosphate biosynthetic process. Gene Ontology annotation, cellular component: cytoplasm. Gene Ontology annotation, molecular function: isopentenyl-diphosphate delta-isomerase activity. Lineage: Eukaryota; Fungi; Ascomycota; Leotiomycetes; Helotiales; Lachnaceae. The coding region runs from base 1 to 765 and encodes 254 amino acids.
AUGUCUACAACUACUACAGUCACCCAGACCGAGCCCAUCACGGCUCAAAACAUCCUGCGACUCUUCCCCGACAUCGACACCAGCUCUGCUGGCCUAGACGGUCACGAUGAGGAACAAAUUCGAUUGAUGGAUGAGGUCUGCAUUGUUCUCGACGAGAAUGAUAAGCCAAUCGGAAACUUCAGCAAGAAGAUAUGCCAUCUCAUGACCAACAUCGACAAAGGUCUCCUCCACCGCGCAUUCUCUGUCUUCCUCUUCAACUCCAAGAACGAAUUGCUUCUCCAGCAGCGCGCAACGGAAAAAAUCACAUUCCCAGACAUGUGGACAAACACAUGCUGUUCGCAUCCACUUGGAAUACCCGGCGAGACUGGUGUUGAGUUGGAUGAGGCCGUCGCGGGCGUCAAGAGGGCUGCCCAGCGCAAAUUGGACCAUGAACUUGGAAUCAAAGCUGCUCAGGUCCCUAUUGAGAACUUCAAAUUUCUGACAAGGAUUCAUUACAAGGCCCCGAGCGACGGAAAAUGGGGAGAGCAUGAGAUUGACUACAUCCUAUUCAUCAAAGCCGAUGUUGAUAUAGAGCCCAAUAUGAACGAGGUUUCAGCCACUCGAUACGUUGAUGCAGAUGGUCUGAAAUCAAUGUUCAAUGAUCCCGCCCUAAAGUUUACGCCAUGGUUCAAACUUAUCUGCAAUACAUUGCUAUUUGAGUGGUGGGAGCAUCUAGAUGAGGGUCUCGACAAGUACAUGAAUGAGCAAGAAAUACGGAGGAUGUAA